Anopheles bellator is the source of this 5928-nucleotide messenger RNA. RefSeq names its product rab GTPase-activating protein 1-like (gene GAPcenA). Bases 1 to 4224 code for a protein of 1407 amino acids. Lineage: Eukaryota; Metazoa; Arthropoda; Insecta; Diptera; Culicidae. The transcript has 8 exons. The record is from RefSeq and is a predicted model, not a curated record.
AUGGAACAGCAGCACACUAGUGAAUCGCCCGUGAGCAGUGGUGAGUCGACGGCGAAGAGUGUCACGUCAAAGCAACCCGUUGCCAGCAUCGCUCGAGGCAAAAAGGACACUAGCAAUCCGCAGAAGAACCGUCCAGCAGUGAACACAGCCAUCAGCAGCCCGGACAGCGCUGGUGACACAUCUCCGUCUCAGCCCGACCCGGACACAGCAGCGGUGACACCGACGGUGGCCACGCUGGGACCGAAAUCAGACGACAAUCUAAGCAUCAAAUCUUCCGACUCCGUCACCACCAGUGGAGAGUACGAAAUCGUCCCGGAAGCACCGCUGGACGCGCUGCUCGACGGAACCGACGAAUCCGAUCGCGGACCAACCAGCGGAAGGUCGAAGAACGGAGCGCCGCCAGAUCCUGUCCGAAGUGCGGCCGACGGAGAGAGCCAGAUUGCGGAUCUUGCCGAGUGCAUUGCCGAGGACAAGGUGGAAGACGGAGCGGGUUUGACAGUGACCGCAGACACACCGCACUCACCAUUUCCUGGCCAUCUGCGGAGCCAUGCUGGAGCGGCUAAAACCGCCAUUUCACCGAUACUGAACAUCGAGGGCAACGGAAACAUGAUGGACCUGGAGAAGAACAUGAACGAAGUGAUACACGAGCUGGACGAGGAACGGACACUGAGCGGGGCCACCGAUCCGAGCUCAUCGGACAAAGCCACUCCGGUACGAAGUCCCGCCAAGGGCGCUGACCGCCCUCCGGAACGUGCGUCGAAUAGACCGAAAGUUCCGACCUCGCUUCGCCUGAGCCUGCAAAGCAUGCGCGCAAAUGCCACCACUUCCGGUUCGGCCGAAACGACUCCGAACGCUGGCCCCAGCCUUCUGUCGCCGGAUCUGGUCGCCCGUGGUGUCGGACAGUCCGUGUUCUACGAUUGUCUCGACAGCAGUCCGCUGACGGAGAAAAAGGACGACAUGAAACCGGACACCGGUGGUGGUGGUGAUGGGGGUAGCGAAACCGACGAGGAACUGUCCGACAUCGAUCAGGACUGUACCAUCUUCAGCGGUGUUACGUACCUCGGUGCGUCCCGCAUCAACGCGCCAAAGUCGGAGCGAGAAAUCCUGCAGAAGGUAUCGGAAAUGAAUGCGGGCGGCGGAAUGGUACCUUCCGGUGGGGCACCGCCUGCCAUCGGUGGCCAUGACAGCAGCCCUCUGGGGCUUAAGGUAUCGGUGAGCGUUCCAACCUGCUCCGAAGGGCUCGUGGUGCUGUACGAUUGCGAAUCGAACGCGGUGGUGGCAACGUAUGAGGUGCAGCGGAUAUUGUUCUUUGCUCGCGGCCCGGUCGGAACGAGUGACCAGGCGUGCUUCGCCUUCACCUGGUCCCACGGCGAAUCGCAGGAAACGGCCGUCCACCAGUGCCAUGUGUUUCGGUGCAAUAUCCCGGAAGCGGUCACGCAAGUUAGCACUUGCUUCGCCAAAGCCUUCCAGCGCUUCUUGCCACCGAGCGUGCCGGCGAGCAUGACCACCUCGCUGGCCGACAGCGGCCUGAACGUGAUGUUGGCAUCGGUAACGUCCGACACCGCCGGCAAUCCGAUUCAGUCGGCCAUGUACGAGUUUGCGGUUUCGCUCGAGAUCAAAGAGAAGGAACGCAACGGGUACGUCACCGUACCACGGGAUGUUCGGUCCAGUUUCCGGCUGCGGUGCAAAACUGACAAGGAAGUGUGCAUCACCGUGCGCCAGGUGCCAUCGGAGCAGUUCCCUCCGCUGCUGAUCGAACGUUGUUUCGGUGUCCUGUUGAGCCCGGGGAAGAUCGUACGUCAAGCGGACAUGCAGCUGCUGGAUAUGGUCAGCAUGGGUUACGUGAAACCAGUCGACACAGCGGGUGGCGCCACUUCAACAGGACCGGGAACUGCCAGUGGCAACGGAAGCUCCUCCACCACAGUAGCAGCCUCAACAUCGGUGGCCACAAAUUUCUCACAGUUUCCCUACCAAAUAAAGGCCGAGUGGAAAGCGCACGCAUUCGAGCCCCUCAACACCGAGACACCCAAGAAAGCACUCACCGUGGCCGUCGACCUGGUCAUCAAGGGUAUCCAGGAGCCGGUGCGGUUCGUAGUCGAAACGUCCGUUUCAAUCCUCUCCCAGAGCGAGCUGCGCAUCGUGCAGAAUCUGUUCACCAACAAACGUCCGCUGCUGUUGCAUUUCUACCUGACGCUGCGCGAAAACGGCGAAGGCACCUGGGAGGUGGAUUCGAUUGAUCACUCGGACGAAAUCGUCGAACCCACGGCCGCCCCAUCGUCGGUUGCGUCGUCUUCGCUUUCGCUUAACUUUAACUUUCGCAAUUGGACGUUCAAAAAUUCGGCCAGCGUACAGUCGAUGCAGGAGCUGCAAGAUGAUUCCAGCCCUACCGACUACAGCUCGGACGGGGACGAACCGUUGCUCAGUGGAACUGGCGAAGUGUCGAAGAACUGUUCGGUCGCUCAGCUAGACGAGUGGCAGGGUAUCAUCCUCGAGUGGUACCAGGACGUACCGGAGAAGCACCCGAAAGCCCUGGCGGCACUGGUUCGAUCCGGUAUCCCCGAGGCACUCCGCGGUACGGUUUGGCAGCGUUUGGCGUGUGUCGAGAACCGGACCGAGAUGUUCGACUCAUACCGGGUGCUCAUCACGAAGGAGACAAACUGCGAAACGGUCAUCCAGCGUGACAUCAACCGGACGUUCCCGGCGCACAAAUUCUUCAAGGAAAACGGCGGCACCGGACAGGAAAAUCUCUACAAAGUGUCGAAAGCGUACGCCGUGUACGAUACGGAGGUUGGCUACUGCCAGGGCUUAAGUUUCAUUGCGGCCAGCUUGUUGUUGCACAUGCCGGAAGAGGAAGCCUUCUGCGUGUUGGUGGCACUGAUGUACAAUUACGGUCUGCGCGAUAUGUACAAGAUGGGUUUCGAGUCGCUCUAUCUGCGGCUUUAUCAGUUGAACCGCCUGAUGAAGGACCAGCUGCCCGAUCUGUACGAACACUUUGCACAGACCGGCGUUGAGUCGCACAUGUUCGCAAGCCAGUGGUUCCUGACGCUGUUCACCGCACGCUUUCCGCUCUACUUUGUGUUCUACAUCCUCGAUGUGUUUCUGCUGGACGGCAUACCGGUUCUGUUCCAGGUAGCCCUAACGCUGCUGGCCGUUUGCCGGAAGGAUUUGCUUGAGCUCGAUUUUGAGGGUAUUUUAAAGUACUUCCGCGUGACGCUCCCGAAACGGUGCCGCAGCGAGACGCAGGCGAAGCGCCUGAUGAAGCUCUCGUUCGAGUGCAAAGUGAAGAAGCUGCGCAAGUACGAGCUGGAGUAUUUGGCGAAAAGGGAGGAAACGGAACGCAAGGAGCAAGAGGCCAAGCAGUACGAGCAGCGGUAUGGUGAGGAGCGUGCAAAGCUGCAGCAAGAAAUCGGUGGGUUAAACGAAAAGCUGGAGGCGAUGGUGCGGGAAGAGCGCAAGAGUGCGGGCAUCAUACAGGACUACAAGCGCAUCAUCCAGCGGCAGGAAGCGGAAAAUGGCAAGCUGCACACCAUGCUCGACGACUUGACGAAAACGGUGUCCACGUGUAGCAAGUGCUCGUCCAGCAUACCACAAUCCUCGCCACUGCACGCCAAUUAUGGCCGAAACUUGCAGCAAGCAAACAGCGUCAACAACAACAAUCACGAUCCGACGCAGCAUCCGGACGAUCAGCCUGAUGGGCAACAGCCGAACGCUUCCACCGCGAUCGGUGGCCUCGGUCCGUUAGAUCCGCUGCUGAUAGCGACACAGCGAAUACGCGAACUCGAACUCGAGCUGGCCCAAACGAAGCUUGCGCAAGUGGAGGCGGAAUGUAAAAAUCAGGAUCUUCACCAUCAGCUGAACACAACUGUGACGGAACUGCAGGCUACACGCAGCAGCUGGCAGCCGUGGCUCUCGAAAACGCUCAACUCGAUACAGGAGAAGGUGGCCACUACCAAGCGAGAAGCGCAACAUGGCGCAUCGUUCCAGUCUUACACGAAUGCUGAACCUUCCAGCAUAAAAAAUCUUCAUUCCUCCCAAACGACAGCUAGCGCCGCGCAUCUACCGCCACGCCAGAAGGCCCCGUUGGUACAGCGCCACAGUCUCGCGUUUCCCGCGUCCGGCACAGCGACCAUGGCCGCCGAAGACGAUGAGGUGACACGAAGGGCCAAGUAUGAUAGCAGCGUCAACGUACUGUACAAGGAUACGCGGUGCAAUAGCUUGAAGUAGGAUCGACUCAAAGGCGAUCACGAAAGAGUCUAGGUACUCGAGUCACUCCCGCGUCAUGGGGGCGAGCGCGCGCGCGUUUGGGAAACGCAAGCCACAGAUUUUAGUCCAAUCCAAGCCAAGCAUGAGCUUUAGCCUGUAAGAAGUGUACCGAAGGCACGGGAAGAAUGUUCUUGUUGUUUAGAAUGAGUAGUUGAAGGCAAAGCGGCAGAGACACAGAAAGAGGUAGUAGUGUAGUGGGGUCUCCAAUCUACGAAAACCACAUUUUUCCUUCUUAACAAUAGAGGAGUUUUCAUCUCAAUGCAUUUGCAGUUCACGUUGCGCACUGUUUUAGUUCGAAACAAUCGAAGAAUCUGUUUUGUAUUCUCAUUCAACGCCUCAUUUAAAUGCCCUGGGAAAAAUUUAUAUCAAACCAAAAAUCGCGAAUUGCAACGAAAAAGCUUUUAGGGCGUAUAUUUGAAGGGGUUCAAGUACGCAGCUUCCUGCAAAAGUCUAGAUGUUGAUUUCAAAUCACCAUUUCGAACAGGCCAACAGUUUGUUUAUUUACCAAUCUCAUAGACAACAGCGCCACGGAUGUCGAUACUUCGCGUAAGAUUGAAUUGUUAUGGUAAAAAGUAACCAACGAAAUGCACAGGAACACGCGUUGAAAUUAAUAACCCUCUCAUGGAAGUACUUUCAUUAACAUGUGAUUAUUUUAAAUUCUUUUUUAAACUUCCCAAAGUUCAAGAAUCUGUUAGAGAGACAUUCCUCGUGAUAGAUGCGCAGAUGAAUUAUUGUUCUGAAUUUUACAAAUUCAAUCUAUUACCAAUGUAAGUGUUUCGUUCGUCCCUCUUCGCUAGGCUAUAUACAGCCUUGUGGUGGUUGUAUGAUUUUUCUGCACUGAAUUAAAAUUCUUAGUACAUAAACAGUUUGUUGAUGUUAGCAAAGCGGUGGCAAGCAUUUGCUUAGAAAAGAUCACAUCAUUUUUGCUAAAUAAUUUAAGUGUUUUUCUCUCUAUAGGAAGCAAACAUGGCAGCACAUUUCAUCGCAUAUUUCGUUCACUCGUUGAAUUGCAUUACAUUUUAGAACUGUUUGAAGAGACUUGAAGCGUGGCACACGUUCUAUUGGUUCUAUUCACCAGUGUAUGCAAGAUGUGUCUGUAUCUCAGCCCUUCGAAACAACAUCGCUCAGCUAGCGCCAUACGAUAUCGUGUAGGACUCUGUUCAAAGGGAAACAUGUUUUGUUUUUUAGUUUAUCGGUAGCCAAGCGUUUAAGAUUAGUGACUCUACACGUGCGUAGCAGUAGAACCACAAGGUGGUGCUUUGUUUCCUUUACCCGCUUUGUAGUACGCCGCCCCACGCCUGGACCCCAGCGGUCAGUUUAAAACCUCAAAAUCGCAAAUCGCUCUCGUGGCACAGUGGCAUUGUAGUCAUUGCACAAUUCCACCAUCGGUCAGUGUUUGCUUUUUUAGGGAUCCACACCAAACAAAUACUCUUUCCGCGAACGAGCUGCCAGUGAAAGUAUCUAAAAUAGCGCAACGGUUUCCUUUCUCCCUUCUGUAAUCGAUCGUCUCUUUAGCUUUUCGCCCAAAGAGCGUAGCAAAUGGUGCUGGAAAGUUAUCGUGAAAUAUGAAUUCCGAGUAAAACCCGAUAGCCAACGUGGAACGCAAGAGGAGCGAAACAAAAUCGAAAAUUAAUGAUUCAAAGUAUAUACACGUACCAUUCACCG